AUGGAGGACGUAUUGGAAUCUGGUAUUGAAUUUUGCGAAACAUUUCUCUUUCAAUUCGUUUUCAAUUCAUUGAGUUUUGUCGGCGAUUUGCUCAUCGAUCGCAAUGAUAGCAAAAGUUAUACACAAUUUCUGGACUCAUUCUUCCAUUGCGUUUGCCUUCCCUUCUCAAUGUUCGUUUGCAUAGCCUUUUGGUUGUUGAAUAGUCUCGACGAGAAAUCUGUUAGGGAUCCAAACGUCAACAACCGGUACCCCAAUUGGUAUAAUCACAUCACUCACACAGUGAACGGACCGAUGAAUGUGAUCGAGUUGAUAGUGUCCUACCAUCGGGAGCCACAACACGGUCACGCCAUCCUUGUCCUCCUCACACUAUAUGUACUCUAUUUCCUUCUGUUGCUAUUUAUGGGCACUUUUGUCGAUCUAUGGAUUUAUCCAUUUCUCGCUAAACUCUAUUGGAGUCAACGGAUUAUGUUUGCCAUCGUUUGCGGAAUCGUUUUAAUCAUUUUCUAUAUCUCCGGUGUAUUUCUCAACAAAUUAUUUUGGCCUCCAAUUAGAGUCACGGCAUUCGCACGACUCCACAAUCCGACCAUCAAAUAG
Molecule: messenger RNA, 594 nt
Organism: Medioppia subpectinata
Lineage: Eukaryota; Metazoa; Arthropoda; Arachnida; Sarcoptiformes; Oppiidae
Source: the annotation of a GenBank genome assembly